AUGGACAGCAUAACCCCAGAUCACCAAGGGGAUUCUAUCACAAUGUUCCCAAAUGAGCUGCCUGGAAAAGCCGAGGCAUUGAUUGAUAGCAAUGGAGAUCUUUCUUUAGACAUUAAACAAGCAUGGAAUCAACUUCGCAGUACAGCCACAACUUCCUCUUAA
Molecule: messenger RNA, 162 nt
Organism: Dovyalis caffra
Lineage: Eukaryota; Viridiplantae; Streptophyta; Magnoliopsida; Malpighiales; Salicaceae
Source: the annotation of a GenBank genome assembly